This is a messenger RNA of Lachancea sp. 'fantastica', 1533 nucleotides long. The record is from the annotation of a GenBank genome assembly. NCBI's taxonomy places the organism in Eukaryota, Fungi, Ascomycota, Saccharomycetes, Saccharomycetales, Saccharomycetaceae.
AUGUGUGGUGUGUUAGGUAUAGCUUUGGCAGAUCAAACUAACGCGGUAGCCCCCGAACUUUUCGAUGGGUGCUUGUUCUUGCAGCACAGGGGUCAAGAUGCUGCUGGGAUUGCUACCUGUGGUGACAGAGGCCGUCUCUACCAGUGUAAAGGUAACGGUAUGGCCAGAGAUGUGUUCACGGAACAGAGAAUGGCAGGCUUGGUGGGGUCUAUGGGUAUCGCACAUUUGAGAUACCCUACCGCUGGAUCCAGUGCCAAUUCAGAGGCUCAACCUUUCUACGUCAAUAGUCCCUACGGUGUGCUUCUCGGUCACAAUGGUAAUUUGGUCAAUACGCUUUCUCUAAGACGUUACAUGGACGAAGACGUGCAUAGACAUAUUAACACCGACAGUGACUCCGAGUUGCUGCUAAACUUGUUUGCAGCUGAACUUCAGAAACACAACAAGUACCGUGUCAACAACGACGACAUUUUCCACGCGUUGGAGGGCGUCUACAGACAGUGUCGCGGUGGUUACGCGUGUGUCGGAAUGCUGGCUGGUUACGGGAUGAUCGGCUUCAGAGACCCCAACGGGAUUAGACCGCUCCUUUUUGGAGAGAGAACCAAAGCGGACGGUACCAAGGACUACAUGUUGGCAUCUGAAAGUGUCGUUUUGAAAGCUCACAACUUCACAAACUUCCGCGACGUGGCGCCCGGUGAGGCUGUUAUUGUUCCCAAAGAUUGUGGACGCAAUUCACCCGAGUUCAAGCAAGUGGUGCCCGUGAACUCGAUCCGCCCAGAUCUCUUCGAGUAUGUCUACUUUGCUAGACCUGACAGCGUGUUGGACGGUAUCUCGGUUUACCACACAAGACUUCAAAUGGGUAUCAAGCUAGCAGACAGCAUCCUGAAGGACCUGAAUCGCGAGGACAUUGACGUCGUGGUUUCUGUCCCAGAUACCGCACGUACCUGUGCCCUAGAGUGUGCUAACCGUCUCCAGGUGCCUUACCGCGAAGGUUUCGUCAAAAACAGAUAUGUUGGCAGAACUUUCAUCAUGCCCAACCAGAAAGAGCGUGUUUCCUCAGUGAGGCGGAAACUCAAUGCCAUGGACUCCGAGUUCAAGGACAAAAGGGUUUUAGUGGUUGAUGACUCUAUAGUUAGAGGUACUACUUCUAAGGAGAUCAUCAAUAUGGCUAAAGAAGCGGGUGCUGCAAAGGUAUAUUUUGCGUCUGCGGCCCCAGCAAUCCGUUACAACCAUAUCUACGGUAUUGAUUUGGCAGACACUAAACAGCUGGUUGCAUACGAAAAGACCACGGAGGAAGUCAGCGCCGAAUUGGGUUGUGACAAAGUGUUCUACCAAUCUCUUGAAGAUCUCAUUGACUGUUGCAAAACCAAAAGCAUUUCUAAAUUCGAAGUUGGUGUUUUUACCGGAAACUACGUCACCGGUGUGGAAGACGGCUACUUACAAGAGUUGGAAAGGAUGCGUGCGUUGAACGCUGGCUGCAAAAGCGACGCCAAAGCUGAAUUUGAUAUUGGGCUUUACAAUUCCGCUGACUUUUAA